Seminavis robusta is the source of this 1188-nucleotide messenger RNA. NCBI's taxonomy places the organism in Eukaryota, Bacillariophyta, Bacillariophyceae, Naviculales, Naviculaceae. The record is from the annotation of a GenBank genome assembly.
AUGAAGUUCGUCCUUAUCGCAACUCUCCUAGCAGCGAUUCCCUGCACAAACGGUGCAAAAGCGGCCAACGCAAUCGACAAUGCCCUCGUCCUGACCCCGUUAGAGUUGAAAGAUGACCCCACCUGUGCAUUCCAACUUGCCGAUGGAGAGGGCAACUGCCUCUCAUCCAAAAUCUUACCCGAUGAAAGAGGUGUUUUUACCUCUCUUUGUGAUUCCGAGGAUCCCACUCAGUAUUUCACCUACAACUCCAAGACUGAGGAGCUCCAUUCAGGCCACUACGAUGAUUGGUGCUACUUCUACAACUUGAGUGGCAAUGAGGACACAGUCCCUUACCCGUACAUCAAAGCUGGACUCUGUGAUAGAAGCCUGCAACAAAAUAAUCUACAAGACAAAACCUUCCUCUUUAGUGAGGAAGGCCAACUUCAAGAUGGCAACAACUUCUGCGUCACUGCAGAUGAGAUGAGACGCGUUGUGCUAUCUGAUUGCGACUCAACUGAACACAAGCAAAGAUUUUAUCCAAUUCAAGGAGAAGAUAUUCCUAUUCUAGCAAUGCCCGUCCACUCAGUUGAGAAAAUCAAAGGCCUACCACAUGGUUUGAAAGACUCAACUUCUCAGUUUCAGCUCAUCAAUGCUGAUGAUAACACUUGCUUGUCAUCAGCAAUCACAGAAGAUGAUAACGAAGGAAUCAAUGUGAAUCCUUGCGACAAGAAUGAUCUCAACCAGUUCUUCACCUAUGAUGAACCUACAAAGCAACUUCGGCCAGCCAAUUAUGAAAAGCAAGGCUACUGCUUCUAUUAUGCACCAGACCCACAGUGGGCCCCAAUUCAAUUUAUAAGGGCUGGAAAGUGUGAAGAAGUUGAUGCCAAUGUUUUCAACAAGAAGUUUGCUUUUGACAACGAUGGAAUCCUUUAUGCUGAUUCCAACAGUAACGAAUGUGUAUCUUCCUUCGACAGCAUGGGCGUCACAGCUGGUUGCAGUGAUUCAUACUACAGCAACACCAGAUACAUCGUCAAACCAAGAGACGACCUUCCCUCAGGUGAAAAAGUAGCCACACUUGCCAAGCAAGCCAAGGAUCUAGCUACAGACGUCGUUGCAGACGAACACGAUGAAUCUUUGGUGACCAGAGCAACCAAAUCUACUUCCAAUGGUCCUCUACGGCGCCGUGCGGUAUAUUAUGUAGUCAAAUAG